UGAGUUCUUGUGAAAUGAAAGUCAACAGUAGAUUUUCUGUCUAGUCAUAUGGCACAUCUAGAGAGAAGUUUGUUUGUUUGUUUUUAAUGACUAUUUCGCAUUGCUAUUGAUAAUAAUCUGAUAUUGUUUUUUAAAAUCAGAAGUGGUAGUUGUGACCGGUAAGGCAAAAUGGCAGAGGCUGGUUUUCCUAGUAAGCCAAGGAUGGGAAAAGUAUGCACCUGUGUCGUAGGUCAUACUUUCAAUUCUGAUAAGGACUUGGUAAGACAACUCACUGGCCGAGGAGACUGUACUGAAGUGUCACUAGCGGAGAGUGAUGUCAUCAUAAUGAUCUGUCCUAUGGUCAGUGACUUUGGAACUCUGGACCUUGAUAUACAACUGGAGGUGGUCUCAGAAUACCUAGCUGGUAGACCUGUUGUUCUGGUGGUGCUGCAUGACACUUUCGACCCAGACUCCACUAUACCUGACAGCAGCAGACUAGUGACCAGGGGUGAGGUAAUACUCACAGUGGACUGUCUAUUUAAUCACAGAGGACUGCUGGACUGUCCUCGCAAUAAAGAAGCAGUCGAUAUGAUUCUGAAGAGGCUAAACGUACAACCAAAGCAGGAACUCACAGAAGGUAAGCCAAGGAUGGGAAAAGUAUGCACCUGUGUCGUAGGUCACACGUUCAAUUCUGAUAAGGACUUGGUAAGACAACUCACUGGCCGAGGAGACUGUACUGAAGUGUCACUAGCGGAGAGUGAUGUCAUCAUAAUGAUCUGUCCUAUGGUCGGUGACUUUGGAACUCUGGACCUUGAUAUACAACUGGAGGUGGUCUCAGAAUACCUAGCUGGUAGACCUGUUGUUCUGGUGGUGCUGCACCAUGACACUUUUGACCCAGACUCCACUAUACCUGACAGUAGCAGACUAGUGACCAGGGGUGAGGUAAUACUCACAGUGGACUGUCUAUUUAAUCACAGAGGACUGCUGGACUGUCCUCGCAAUAAAGAAGCAGUCGAUAUGAUUCUGAAGAGGCUAAACGUACAACCAAAGCAGGAACUCACAGAAGGUAAGCCAAGGAUGGGAAAAGUAUGCACCUGUGUCGUAGGUCACACGUUCAAUUCUGAUAAGGACUUGGUAAGACAACUCACUGGCCGAGGAGACUGUACUGAAGUGUCACUAGCGGAGAGUGAUGUCAUCAUAAUGAUCUGUCCUAUGGUCAGUGACUUUGGAACUCUGGACCUUGAUAUACAACUGGAGGUGGUCUCAGAAUACCUAGCUGGUAGACCUGUUGUUCUGGUGGUGCUGCAUGACACUUUCGACCCAGACUCCACUAUACCUGACAGUAGCAGACUAGUGACCAGGGGUGAGGUAAUACUCACAGUGGACUGUCUAUUUAAUCACAGAGGACUGCUGGACUGUCCUCGCAAUAAAGAAGCAGUCGAUAUGAUUCUGAAGAGGCUAAACGUACAACCAAAGCAGGAACUCACAGAAGGUAAGCCAAGGAUGGGAAAAGUAUGCACCUGUGUCGUAGGUCACACGUUCAAUUCUGAUAAGGACUUGGUAAGACAACUCACUGGCCGAGGAGACUGUACUGAAGUGUCACUAGCGGAGAGUGAUGUCAUCAUAAUGAUCUGUCCUAUGGUCAGUGACUUUGGAACUCUGGACCUUGAUAUACAACUGGAGGUGGUCUCAGAAUACCUAGCUGGUAGACCUGUUGUUCUGGUGGUGCUGCACCAUGACACUUUCGGCCCAGACUCCACUAUACCUGACAGUAGCAGACUAGUGACCAGGGGUGAGGUAAUACUCACAGUGGACUGUCUAUUUAAUCACAGAGGACUGCUGGACUGUCCUCGCAAUAAAGAAGCAGUCGAUAUGAUUUUGAAGAGGCUAAACGUACAACCAAAGAUAUAGUUACAACUUAUAGCCCACUUUAAGUUAUUUAGCACAGCACUUGCACACCGCACACCGCUUGUUUAGGUGGGUUGAGUUUUGGCCAGCCUGGCGACAUAAAUUAGUUAAAAGACAAUUACGAAAGGGAGUUCCAAACUUCUCUGCCAAUAACAGCUAGUUUUCAGUUUUCCCUUCCCCACUCAGACCACUCCCAGACAGUCCUAGGAAAAUUAUGUUCAGCUCAAUGUAUGAUUGAAUUGUAUAAGCACUUCUUUCUAUCAACUUAUGGAAACCACCUAAAUGACUAUUGGAGGGAUGCAAUGAAUUGUAUAUUGAUGUUGAAUUGAGUUUUCAACUGACACGAGUUGAAUAUAUUGUACAUUUAACAACAACUAAAAACAAUUGUAAAAGUAAUUAAACAGUUUUCCCUAUUGAAUGUGCAUUGAUUGAAACCUGAAGUCAUCUGAAAUAAAAUCUUCAAAUGCUGAUGACGCCUUGCAAAUGCAAUAAAAACAAACAGCUUUGAUGAAA
Molecule: messenger RNA, 2400 nt
Organism: Oncorhynchus mykiss (rainbow trout)
Lineage: Eukaryota; Metazoa; Chordata; Actinopteri; Salmoniformes; Salmonidae
Source: RefSeq, a predicted model, not a curated record